Messenger RNA from Sphaeramia orbicularis (orbiculate cardinalfish), 1922 nucleotides. RefSeq names its product transcriptional adaptor 2B (gene tada2b). NCBI's taxonomy places the organism in Eukaryota, Metazoa, Chordata, Actinopteri, Kurtiformes, Apogonidae. Gene Ontology annotation, biological process: chromatin remodeling; regulation of transcription by RNA polymerase II. The transcript is spliced from 2 exons. Gene Ontology annotation, cellular component: nucleus; SAGA-type complex. The coding region runs from base 16 to 1599 and encodes 527 amino acids. Gene Ontology annotation, molecular function: chromatin binding; transcription coactivator activity; zinc ion binding. The record is from RefSeq and is a predicted model, not a curated record.
GUCCCCGCCCCCCUCAUGAAUAUUGACGAGCAGGAUGUGAGUAGCGGGCGCUGCUGCGACGCCCUCAGUACGCAGGCGCGAAGAUCUGCCUCCAACAACAAGAAGCAGGAGCCAGACAACAUGGCCGACCUGGGGAAAAAGUACUGCGUUAACUGCCUUUCGGAUGUUACUAACCUACGGCUUCGGUGCACCGACUGCCCAGACAUCGAGCUGUGUCCGGAGUGUUUCUCGGCGGGUGCAGAAAUUAGCAACCACCGGAGAUGGCACGGUUACCAGCUGGUCGACGGCGGUCGGUUCUCUCUCUGGGGUCCCGAGGCGGAGGGAGGAUGGACCAGCAGGGAAGAGCAGUCGCUGCUCGAUGCCAUCGAACAGUAUGGGUUUGGAAACUGGGAGGACAUGGCUGCUCAUGUCGGAGCAUCCCGAACGCCACAGGAAGUCAUGGAGCACUAUGUCACCAUGUACAUUCACGGAAACCUGGGUAAGGCCUGCAUUCCAGACAGUAUUCCCAAUCGGGUCACUGACCACACCUGCCCCAGCGGAGGUCCUCUGUCGCCCAGCCUCACCACCCCACUACCCCCACUUGAUAUCAGCCUGGCCGAGCAGCAGCAGCUGGGCUACAUGCCACUGCGUGAUGACUAUGAGAUCGAAUAUGACCAGGAUGCUGAGAAGCUCAUCAGCGGACUGUCUGUGAACUACGAUGAUGAGGAUGUGGAAAUUGAGAUGAAACGUGCCCACGUGGACAUGUAUGUGCGUAAGCUUCGUGAGCGCCAGCGACGUAAGAAUAUUGCCCGAGACUACAACCUGGUGCCUGCAUUCCUAGGCCGAGACAAGAAAGACAAGGAUAAGGAAAAACCAGGGGCACUUGGAGUCAUAGGUACUGCUGGUGGUUUGGGUGGGGCAGGGGCUGGCAGUGGUGCAAUCGGGUCAGGCUCCACAACAGCAGGAGGAUCGGGUCCUGUUCCAAGUACACCUAAAAGGAAGAUCACCAAGGAAGAAAAAGAGCAACGUGUCAGGUUGCGGGGGCUCUGCCAGUUCAUGGCCCACAGGGAGUUUGAAGACUUCUUUGAGAACAUGCAUAAGGAGCGUUUGCUGAGGGCGAAGGUACGAGAGCUGCAGCGCUACCGCCGUAACGGCAUCACCCGCCUGGAAGAGUCAGCUGAGUACGAAGCUGCGCGCCACAAAAGAGAAAAACGUAAAGAAAACAAAAGUGUGGUCACCUCUAAACGUGGCAGCGGAGGAGGUGGAAGCAUUGGCUCUGGGAUCGGACUGGGUGGUGGAGCUGGAGGCGGGGGUACGGCUGGAGGAUUGGGGGUUGGAGGCGGGAUCAAAGAAGAAGGUAAAGAUGGUGAGUUUGCUGCUAUCGAGAAUCUGACCGGCUUUGAGCUGCUGUCCGACAGGGAGAAGGUGCUGUGCAACUCUCUGAACCUCAGCCCGGCUCGUUACCUGACUGUCAAAACCAUCAUCAUCAAAGAUCACCUGCAGAAAAGGCAGGGAAUCCCAGCCAAGAGCCGCCUGCCCAGCUACCUGGACAAGGUCCUGAAGAAGCGCAUUCUCACUUUCCUCACAGAAAGUGGAUGGAUAUCCAGAGACGCCUCUUAGCUAAACGUAACACCAUGAGUUGGCUGAUUUGCUGUGAGUUCUGGUGACCGGAAAAAACUACUACUUUUCACCAUUUUUUUGAAGGUGACCUUGUGAAUAUGUACACUUUAAAAAAAAUUCCAGUUUAGAAAAAAAUAUUUUCUUACCAGGGUUUGAAACGCAAACCUAUAUUUUUGCAUUUGGAAAAGGAUGGGGGUGAGAUACAGCUCUGUGGGUUCAUAGUACAUGUCUAUAUUAUAACUAAUAAUAAAUGCAGUACUAACAUGUAUUACUUAAUGGUAGAGGUAUUGUAAAGGUACAAUGAAGGUUCAAUGAACAUGAAU